UUUUGUUUUUGUUACGUCCAAUCACACACUAUCGGAGUCGCACAGUCUUAAAAAAGAAGCCUAAGACAAUAGCCGAUUUUUUUUCUUCCCUCUUUACAACGAACACAUAUUGAAAAUGGCAGGAAAAGGAGUCGUAAGAAGCAUUAAAAACUAUGCAAAAGGAUUUUCUGAAGUCCAGAUUAAAGUACGAGAAGCUACCUCUAAUGAUACUUGGGGUCCAAGCGGUUCGUUAAUGAACGAAAUUGCCCAAUUGACAUUUAACGAACACGAUUUUAUUGAAAUCAUGGAUAUGCUCGAUAGAAGGCUUAACGACAAAGGAAAAAACUGGCGUCAUGUAUUCAAAGCCUUGCUCGUGCUGGAUUAUUGUUUACACGUUGGAUCCGAAAAUGUUGUACUUUAUGCCAAGGAAAAUAUUUACGUUGUAAGAACACUGAAAGAAUUUCAGCAUGUGGACGAUACCGGAAAAGAUGUUGGAUUCAAUGUACGCCAAAAAGCCAAAGACAUAACCAGCUUAUUAUUAGAUGAGCAGCGUCUCAAGGAAGAGCGUCGCUCACGCCAGCAAAUGCAAGAUAGAAUGGCCAAUGUAGGAGAUUAUAUGAAUGAUAUGAUGCUAGUGGGAAAGUCGAAUACUAGGAAUGAGGACCAUGCUGUCUACGAUCAUCCUGGGUACUUAGACGAAGACAAGGAUUUAAAAAAAGCCAUUGAAGAAAGCAAGCGCAUGGCAGAGCAAGAGUUUAGAAAUCGUGGCGUUGGAACUGAUGCUGACUUACAAAAAGCACUUGAAGAGAGUGAACGGGAAGCUAGAGAAAACGAGAGAAAGAAAAGAGAGGCAUUGGAACGUCAAAACCAAGAUAACCUUUUUGGUAACCAACAAACUUUCCAACCAUUCCCUGCUAGUCAGUCGUUUGAUUCAUCUCUUAACCCAUAUGGCCAGCAACAACAACAAUAUAGUCAACAACAACAACAAUAUAUUCCACAACAACAACCUAUUGGCCAACAGCAACAACAGCCAAUAUAUGGCCAGCAACAUGCACAACAGCAAUGGCCACAGUCAACUGGUUUGACUGGAAUGUCAUUUACUGAGCCCAUUCAACAACAACAAACAUUUAGCAACCCUUAUCAACAGCAGUCUGUUGGGUUUAACAACUUGGGCCUUCAAGCUCAAAUGACGGGUAUGCCUCUUCAAACACAAAUGACGGGAAUGCCCCUCCAAGCACAAAUGACAGGUAUGCCGCAACAACAACAAUUUCAGACCCAGCAGUUUAAUGGAGCCCAAAACAACCCAUUUGGUCAAUCAAACACACCGACACAACAACAAAACGGCAUAUUCGGAACACCUACUUCAGUAAAUCCCCAGGUUACUGGUAUGCAGACAACAAAUCAAUCUGAUACAAGUUUCUCCAAAUUAAAUAGUCUUUUGGCAAACAGAGAUGAUGGUAUGGACACUUUUGGUAACACAGGAAAUCUACGUAUUCCAUAUGGUACAGGAUUUGCUAGCACUUUGGUUCCACAAAGUAGCAAUAAAGCUAUCACAGACAGCCCGUCGUUUUCCCAGCCUUUUGGUCAACAACCUAAUCGUAAUCCAUUUGGACAAUCGCCUAGUACUCCUACGGGUACACCCCAGCAAUCACAAAAAAGCUUGUUGGAAAUGAUGCAAGAACAAAGAUUGCAACCCCAAAUGACAGGGUACAACCAGCCCCAAAUGACCGGUAUGCAGCAAGGUUAUACGACGAAUCAAUCUCAACAAUCCCAACAUCAACAACAGCAACAGCAACAACCUUCCUUCUUUUAAUCUAUUAAUCUAUACUUUUUUAAAUAAAUAAAAACAUUAUUGUGUAUGGUGGGAAAA
Molecule: messenger RNA, 1849 nt
Organism: Mucor mucedo
Lineage: Eukaryota; Fungi; Mucoromycota; Mucoromycetes; Mucorales; Mucoraceae
Exons: 11
Coding region: 116-1792 (558 amino acids)
Biological process (GO): endocytosis; actin filament organization
Cellular component (GO): plasma membrane; endosome; clathrin vesicle coat
Molecular function (GO): phospholipid binding; clathrin binding
Source: RefSeq, a predicted model, not a curated record